AGCAUGGAGGGGUUUACCGGUGUUUACUACGAAGGAACAUCAGAAAUGUUUAGCGGUUGUGUGUAGAAGAAGUAAGAAAAUGUUAAUAAAUAUCAUUGUUUUUGAGAUUAUAUUUUCCAUUUCAAGCAAUGAAGUGCGUAGUUCCUGGGUUGAAUGUAAAAGUUCUAGCACGUGCAAUCCAUGCCCUUUGUCGUAUUGGAGAUGAACUUUAUGUAGAACCAGAACCAGCAAGACUUUCAUUUAGAGCUGUCAGUACCUCGAAGUCGGCAUAUGCAUCAUUCACAUUUUCUGAGAGCUUUUUCUCAUAUUAUAAUUAUGAGCAAACAAAAAGCCAAGAAGAGGAUAUUACAUGUAAAGUGUCAAUGAAGUCAUGUAUGGCUGUUUUCCGUUCCCCAAGCCAUUUAUACAAACAAGUAGAAUCCUGCCAAAUCCGACUGGAGCCAGAUGGUGUUAAGUUGAUCUUUGAAUUUCAUUGUCAUCAUGGAAUUAUCAAGACACAUUACCUGCCUAUCAUUGAGUGUGAAACUUUGGAAGCAGUGUACAGCAAAGAUAUGGUACCAAAUCAGUUGGUGGUACAACCAAAAUUAUUAACAUUUGCUCUUAUGAAUUUCCAAGCAAACACAAUGGAACUUACAUUGGUUGUCACACCUCAAAAAAUGCAGCUUCGGAAUUAUGCUGAAGAUGAAAAUGAAAUGAAGAAGACAGUGCGGACUGAACUAUGUCUGGAACCAGGGGAAUUUGACCAUUACAGCAUUUCUGUAGACACAUCCAUUACUUUCAGUUUAAGAGAGUUCAGAGCAUUGUUAAUGUUUGCUGAGGCUUUUAAUCUUCCUAUUGGAGCCAAUUUUGAAAUAGGAGGCAAGCCAGUUGUAUUUGUGGUUAAUAAUGCUCCAAUAUUUGAGUCCAAUUUUGUUUUUUCAACCUUAACGCCACUGUCGAACAACCAGUUGAAUACUUCACAACAGAGUGAUGAAAAUGCUCAGUGUACUAGUCGAGUGAUGAAGGGAACUGCUUUCAAGAAGUGUGAUAUGGCCCAUACUCCAAGCAAGAGGAAAGUAUCCCCAGUUCAUGCAGGGAAGAGCAGUAUUGAUUCAUCUGUGGCUGUUCCAGGACCAUCCAGGAGUCAUACAGGCCUUCAAGAACACCAUUACCAAGAUAUAAUUGAAAAUGUUAAUAAACUUUUACCCAGAUUCAGCAUUCAGGAAGACUGUGUUAAAGAAAAUGGCAGUGCAGAAGAUGCAGAAAACAGUGCUGAGGAAGAUGCAUUGCCCGGAACUCCGCCACCACCACCAGCAAAAAGGGCACGUUACAUAUUCAAACGCUGCUUUCAAGCUACUUUCAAUUCGCAGAUGUUACCAGGGUAUGAUGAAGUUAUUGCAGAAGACUCUGAUGAUGAAUCUAGCAAAAGAACGUGAUAUUGUGCAUAUUUCAUAGUGUGACUUACUUGCAUAUCCUUAAAGUGGAUAUUCUGUUGCCCACAGUACACAUAACUUAUGACUCAAAGAAGGAAAAGAACUUAGUCAAAAUGUGAUGUGAAUUUUAACUCCAGAAGGAAAUAUGAUGUUUCAGUCCCUACAGCCAAUGCAUAUUGAGCUCAUAGAUUCUACUCUGUUAUGGACUUGUCUGAUUUGUGACUAGAAAACAGAUAUGGUUGCCGUGUUAAACAGAGUGGUUUUCGGAGAGGCUACAAAGGGAGUGUUCCUGUCACCAUUCCACUUAAUUGACUCAAACUUUUACUUAAUUGUGAUUGUGACAUGCACAACAAAUUUUUUUUUUAUAUAUAAUAUACAAAAUAAGCUGUCUUUGACCAAAUUGGACAUACGAGUCAGAGAGAAAAAAUAAAAAUUGUUGUAACAUGAAAA
This is a messenger RNA of Cryptotermes secundus, 1862 nucleotides long. It is a transcript of the gene Rad9, whose product is annotated as cell cycle checkpoint control protein RAD9A. Gene Ontology annotation, cellular component: checkpoint clamp complex. The coding region runs from base 129 to 1415 and encodes 428 amino acids. The transcript has 6 exons. NCBI's taxonomy places the organism in Eukaryota, Metazoa, Arthropoda, Insecta, Blattodea, Kalotermitidae. Gene Ontology annotation, biological process: cellular response to ionizing radiation; mitotic intra-S DNA damage checkpoint signaling; DNA replication checkpoint signaling. The record is from RefSeq and is a predicted model, not a curated record.